Molecule: messenger RNA, 3218 nt
Organism: Carlito syrichta (Philippine tarsier)
Lineage: Eukaryota; Metazoa; Chordata; Mammalia; Primates; Tarsiidae
Gene: SMARCD1
Product: SWI/SNF related, matrix associated, actin dependent regulator of chromatin, subfamily d, member 1
Exons: 13
Coding region: 181-1542 (453 amino acids)
Biological process (GO): regulation of transcription by RNA polymerase II
Cellular component (GO): nucleus; SWI/SNF complex
Source: RefSeq, a predicted model, not a curated record
GGCAGUUAGCAUCCCCACCUGCUCCGAGGGGCAUUGUUUCGGAGGGGAGUCGGUAGAGAACCAGGGUGGGUGAAGUGGGGCCGGGGAUGGGCAUGUGAGGGCUGGAAUGUAAAGGGGCUUGAGCAGCUCCAGGGCUCAGAGGAACACAGAAGGCGUAGCUGGCAAAUUGAGAGACCAGGUAUGCUGCCAGGCAGCCGAAUGACACCUCAGGGACCUUCCAUGGGACCCCCUGGCUAUGGGGGUAACCCUUCAGUCCGACCUGGCCUGGCCCAGUCAGGGAUGGACCAGUCCCGCAAGAGACCUGCGCCUCAGCAGAUCCAGCAGGUCCAGCAGCAGGCGGUCCAAAAUCGAAACCACAAUGCAAAGAAAAAGAAGAUGGCUGACAAAAUUCUACCUCAAAGGAUUCGUGAACUGGUACCAGAAUCCCAGGCCUAUAUGGAUCUCUUGGCUUUUGAAAGGAAAUUGGACCAGACUAUCAUGAGGAAACGGCUAGAUAUCCAGGAGGCCUUGAAACGUCCCAUCAAGCAAAAACGGAAGCUGCGAAUUUUCAUUUCUAACACUUUCAACCCGGCUAAGUCAGAUGCGGAGGAUGGGGAAGGGACGGUGGCUUCCUGGGAGCUUCGGGUAGAAGGACGGCUCCUGGAGGAUUCAGCCUUAUCCAAAUAUGAUGCCACUAAACAAAAGAGGAAGUUCUCUUCCUUUUUUAAGUCCUUGGUGAUCGAACUGGACAAAGACCUGUACGGGCCAGACAACCAUCUGGUAGAAUGGCACAGGACCGCCACUACCCAGGAGACCGAUGGCUUCCAGGUGAAGCGGCCAGGAGAUGUGAAUGUACGGUGUACUGUCCUGCUGAUGCUGGAUUACCAGCCUCCCCAGUUUAAAUUAGACCCUCGCCUGGCUCGACUCCUGGGCAUCCACACUCAGACUCGUCCAGUGAUCAUCCAAGCACUGUGGCAAUAUAUUAAAACACAUAAGCUCCAGGACCCUCAUGAGCGGGAAUUUGUUAUCUGUGACAAGUACCUCCAGCAGAUCUUUGAAUCUCAACGUAUGAAGUUUUCAGAAAUCCCUCAACGGCUGCAUGCCUUGCUUAUGCCACCAGAACCUAUCAUCAUUAAUCACGUCAUCAGUGUUGACCCAAAUGAUCAGAAAAAGACAGCUUGUUAUGACAUAGAUGUGGAAGUGGAUGACACCUUGAAGACACAGAUGAAUUCUUUUCUGCUGUCCACUGCCAGCCAACAGGAGAUUGCUACUUUAGACAACAAGAUCCACGAGACAAUAGAAACUAUCAACCAGCUGAAGACGCAGCGGGAGUUCAUGUUGAGCUUUGCCCGAGACCCUCAGGGUUUCAUCAAUGACUGGCUUCAGUCCCAGUGCCGGGACCUCAAGACAAUGACCGAUGUUGUGGGCAACCCAGAGGAGGAGCGCAGAGCUGAAUUCUACUUCCAGCCGUGGGCUCAGGAGGCCGUGUGUCGAUACUUCUAUUCCAAGGUGCAGCAGAGACGACAGGAAUUAGAGCAAGCCUUGGGAAUCCGAAAUACAUAGGCCUAUCCCACAGCCCUGCCUGGGCUGCACCGAUUCGUUAUCUGGGCCCUGUGCUGCCUGCCUCAUAGCACCUGCCUUGGUCUUGCUUGGGGCAUUCCAGGGGAUGCUGUUGGUUCAAGGACAACACCAGAAUGAAGAGGGUCGCACCUUCUGUCUCACAAGACACCUGUUGCCCUCUUCUCUCACCCCAUCCCUUCCCACCCCGGCUGCCCUUUGCCCCACAAAGUUCCCACGUGCCUGUCUCCUCCCCUGGUCUCUAUAGGACCUCUAGGUAGUGUUAGAGAGAGAACCUGUAGUGGUAAUCAGUGUUCGGAACAUACUGGGCUAAGGCCAGGUGAUCUUCAAGGGGGCCUGCUACAUUGGUCCCACCCUUCAGAGACCCAGGAAUUGGGAGCUUCUGCCCCUCCUCAAGACUCAGGCCUGGGACACUCUAUAAGCUAGUUGAUCGAGGCUUUCCGUAACAGAAUCCACUUUCCUUCCUUCCCUCCACAGGUUUGGAGCAAGCCCUCCCUUCACUUGUUGCCCUCUAGUGCUAAGGAGCCCUGGUUUUCAGGCUCUGCUGAGCCCUAGGUCAGUCCCCAGCCCUCCAGGCUGGCCUGCCAUCUCAGGCCCCUCUGACUCCUGGUCGGGGUCCAUGUCAGUAUUGGAGUUUGCUCUCUGUUGCUUCCUCCCAGCACACUCCCUUAUUCCCCCAUGCCUGCCCAAGCAGGGUGGGGAAAUCUUACUUUCCCUUCCAGGCCCCAGGGGACUAGCCUGGGGCACUGCCAUUGCCAGCAGAGGCUGUUCCUUCCUGCUGUCUCUUGGAGGUGUGACUCCUUCACUCCACCCUCCCCUCUCCCUUCAUGGAGAAGCAGGCCUAAAAGCAAACGGGUCAAAGCCCUGGGCCAUCCUGUCUUCCUGUCCCUUAUCUGCCCAGUUGACACUCUGGUGACUUCUAGGGCACUGAGGAGUGAAAGCGCCUAGGGCUGGAAAUGGCUGAGUUGGGUUUGUGACUCCUCCCUGCCUCAUGGGACUGACUGCCAGUCCCUGCCCUCAAAGCUUCAGACCCCUCAGGUAGCAGCAGGACCUUGUGAUCUCAGCCCCUAGGAACUGAGAUGGUUUUGCAUCUUUCCAGGAGAGCCUCAGAUUCUUCCAGGUUGUAUCCCCGAGUUGGCAUAUCCCAGGCUCGCAGACUCAACACAGCAGGGUGGGAGACAGCUGGGCAAAGAGGGGGAUUUCCGUUCAGCAUGGGCUGUAAACCUGCAGAACUGACAAAGCCCCUGCUUCCCCACCCCCUCCUCAGGCUCCUGCGAGCACACACCCCCCGGGCCCUUUAUCUCUGCCUGUUCUACACUGGGGACAGCAGAGUUUCUUCCCCAUCUCCCCUUCCUGUCAUUGUCCCUCCCUCAAAAGGUUCUCCCCAGAGUGACACUGGGCGACCUUGGGGCAGCUGAGCCCUGGCCCGCCUCCUGGCUGGAACCAUGAGAAGGAAGCUCAGCACUCCUACAGUGUCCCUGUUGAAGAUAACUGUUUUUAUUAACUGAACUACUAUUAUGUUUUUUUUCACGGACCAAAAUUUUUUUUGUACUGUUCCCUUAUGGUGUCACCCAGUUUUAAUAAAAGAAUCUUCUGAAGGAUGGGUCCCCUGCCUACUGUGCGGAGCUCUCCUCUGAGCUCUUCCUCCUUUGAUACCAUUA